AUUACAAACUGAAAUAAAUUGAAACUUUUGAAUAAACUCAAGAAAACUUUAGUACUCUGUUUUUUCUUCUCACUCUGUUUCUUGUUGUUGGAAUUUGAUACAAUGGCGUCUCAGAGACAUUUAAAAGAUCUUCUUGAAGAAGAUCAAGAACCGUUUCAGCUUCAAAGUUACAUCUCAGACCGACGUUGCCAAAUCAAUGCUCACGUAACGCAUUUACAGGUCAAGAAACGAAGACCUAUCUCUCAAAACGCCGGACUUCCCUCGCGUUUCUGCCGUAACGCUUGUUUCUUCUCUCUUCGUGAAUCUCCCGACCCGAAGAAGUCUCCACUGUUCGAACUCAAGUCACCAAAUCGGAGCCAAAACGCGAUUUUCGUCAAUAUACCGGCGAGAACCGCUUCAAUACUUCUAGAAGCUGCGGUUAGGAUACAGAAACAGAGUUCAGAAGUGUCUAAAACAAGAACACGAAACGCCGGAAACGCGUUUGGUAUAUUCGGGUCAGUUUUAAAGAAGCUAACGAACCGGAAGAAACGCGAAAUCAGCGGCGGUAAAGACGCUGGUCGCGUUUCAUCUUCUUCGGUGAAAGAUAUGUUGAGAUGGGAAUCUCCGGUCGUACGUAAAAUAGUCACAAGAAAAUCUAAACGCAAAGCAGAAGAAGAAAACGCUUCAUCCCAAACGCAUAAAAUCGCGUCUGAAACGCAGUUCUCACGGAGGUCGAGUAGUAGUGGCGUUUGGUCAGAGAGUAUUACCAACGGAGAGAGAUCUUGGGACGUUGAUUUCGAAACGUCCAUUAGCACGAGCAGCCGAUCUAACGGUUCAGAUGAGUUUGCGAUGAUGAUGAACGGUCAAGAUUUAUCGGAAGACAAACGUUUUUGUGAAAGCCCGUUUCAUUUUGUUCUCCAAACAACAAUGCCUUCUAACGGCGGUUUCAGAACGCCGAAUUUCUCAUCACCUGCGGCUUCUCCAAGCCACGAUUGUCAAGAGAUGAAGAAGGACAGUUAUGAGGUAGAGAAGCUAAAGAAACUAGAAAUGGAGGAAGAGGAAGAGGAAGAAGAAAAGGAACAGAGCAGCCCAGUAUCAGUUUUGGACCCUCCAUUUCAGGACGAUGACGAAGACAUUCACAUGGAUGACAAUAACAUCCCUUCCAGCUUCAGAUCUGUACAAAAAGCGAAGCAUCUGCUACUACAGAAGCUUUGUAGAUUUGAGCAACUUGCGGGUUUGGAUCCCAUGGAACUCGAGAAAAGAAUGUCGGACGAAGAGACCGAGGAAGAGGAUGAAGAAGAAGAAGAAGAGGAGGAGAUGAAAAGUCUUUAUCAUUGUGAGAUUAUAACUCAGAGAGUCCUUAAAACCUACUUUGAAGAGAUGAUAGAAGUUCCUGAAGGCGUAGAAGCAUUGAUCUCAGACCUUGCAGCAGAGGAAUUGCAAAGCGACAUCGACGGUGAAGAUGAAGCCGCAAUUGUAGCCAAAAGGGUAUGCGAGAGGUUGACAUCUUGGAGAGAUGUGGAAUCAAACACAAUCGAUAUGAUGGUCGAACAUGAUUUCAGAACAGAGAGUUUGGGAUUAUGGAGAUCAAAGAACGACGCAGAAGUCGCAGAGACGGUUUUGGAUAUCGAGUUUGAGAUUUUUGAGGAUUUGGUUGAAGAAUUAUCAGAAGACAUUGGCGGGGAUUGGUGAUCGACAUCAUAUGACUCUAUAUUCGGGAAGCUUCCGUCGCAAGUAAUGACAAACUAACCUGCGUUGUUUAGAUGGAUGGUGGGUGUAUGUAAAAGUUUUGGUUGAUGAGAGAGAGUAUUAAGAUUUGUGUAAUUCCUUAUGAGAACUGAGAAAUUCAUAUGAUCAGUGAAGUUCUCUAAACUCUCGGAUCAGGUUCUCGAGUUGGGUCGAUGUUCUCUGAUUCAGU
Messenger RNA from Arabidopsis arenosa, 1897 nucleotides. The record is from the annotation of a GenBank genome assembly. Lineage: Eukaryota; Viridiplantae; Streptophyta; Magnoliopsida; Brassicales; Brassicaceae.